AUGGCAGAAGAGCCCAAGAGCAAAUCCAAGGUGUGCGCCAAUGUGUUCUGUGGAGCCGGGCGGGAAUGCGCAGUGACGGAGAAGGGAGAGCCUACCUGCCUCUGCAUUGAGCAAUGCAAAGCUCACAAGCGGCCUGUGUGUGGCAGCAAUGGCAAGACUUACCUGAACCACUGUGAGUUACACCGUGACGCCUGCCUCACUGGCUCCAAGAUCCAGGUGGACUAUGAUGGCCAUUGUAAAGAGAAGAAGGCCGAGAAUCCAGCUGCAAGCCCAGUUGUCUGCUACCAAUCCGACCGGGAUGAGCUUCGACGUCGAGUUAUCCAGUGGCUGGAGGCAGAGAUCAUCCCUGAUGGCUGGUUCUCUAAGGGCAGCAACUACAGUGAAGUCCUGGACAAAUACUUCAAGAGUUUUGAUGAUGGUGACUCUCGCCUGGACUCCAGUGAGUUCCUGAAGUUUGUGGAGCAGAAUGAAACAGCCAUCAACAUCACCACGUACAUGGACCAGGAGACCAACAAGCUACUCAGGGGACUCUGUGUGGAUGCCCUCAUUGAGCUGUCUGAUGAAAAUGCCGACUGGAAACUCAGCUUCAAUGAGUUCCUCAAGUGCCUCAGCCCAUCCUUCAACCCGCCGGAGAAAAAAUGCGCCCUUGAAGAUGAAACCUAUGAGGAUGGAGCAGAGACCCAAGUGGAGUGUAACAGCUGCGUUUGUGCCUGUGGCAAUUGGGUGUGCACUGCCAUGACCUGUGAUGGAAAGAAUGGGAAAGUGUCUCCUCGGGGGCAGCAGCGCCAUGAAGACCUGACUGAGGAGGAGCUGGCCAGAUACGUUCAGGAGCUGCAGAAGCACCAGGAGACAGCUGAGAAGACCAAGCGAAUGAGCACCAAAGAGAUGUAAGGGGACUCUGUGCUAGAGGAGCCUGGAGGCUGGGCCUGACCUGCUGCCCUGUCUCUCCAUGCCGACCUCAGUAUGCACAAGUGUCUGCUACCAUUGCCCAAUCACAGAUAUUUACAUUGUAUAGCGUUGGGAUUUUUGUUUUGUAAUGCAGUGGGGGAGGGGAGUGCAGCCCACAUUCAGGGAGUGUUCACUGCUGGGGGGUAGCAAGGCCAGGAGGAAGUUACCACAGCCCCUGUGAUCUCCCUUAUGGAGGGGAUCUAUGGAUCUGUGUAGAGAAUGGCCAUGGAGGGCAGUCAGUGUGGGUUUCUAUGCUAAAAGGGGAAUCUGGGGAAGGAGAGCGGGUCAGUGUUGGUGGGGAGGGAGUCUUUAACCUUAUGCAAUGUUUGCAGCCUGCUGGCAAGCUCUAGUACAAGCUCUGAGGAACAGCAUCCUCUAGCACUGACUGCAGCAGCAUGUGAGGGACAGCACUGUGACUGAGUGCAUCUCCUGUGUAGCGCUGUCAUCCAGGGACUUUUGCCUUCCCUCACCCCAUGGCCAUCCACUCUCCAUUAACCUUUCUGCCUUACACCACCUCCCUCAUCACAUCUCCCACUCUGUGUCCUUCCCCAAGCUCCAGGUCACCCCUGCUACUGCCCUUCCUCCAUGUGGCUCUCAUUCUCCAUCUGCUCCCCUGUAUAGAGAAAUGACUUAAGAGAAAAUUGGCACUUGGCUUUAUAGCUAAAGUGAGAAUCCCAGGGAAGUGUUGGGGUAGGGGUGGGGGUGGGGAGGGUCUUAAACCCUGUCUCCCAUGGGCUAUGAGGCACCUGGAGUCCCUGGUGACAUUCCACUGACAGCGAUCCAAUGUGCCCCUUGCCUUCAGCCAGCCAGUCCCCAGCAGCAACUCCAGUGCAGUGUGGGCUCCAAUGUGGCACUGUUCCCUUUGACCUCAUCUCACCCACCCCUUCCUAAAGGUGCUACAGUAUUUCUUCUCAUUGCACUUGCAGGCCAACUCCCUCUUUUUUAUUACUUUAUUUUCUAUGGUAGCAAUUCCACUUUUGUAUCUUGUAGCUCUAGAUCUUUCAAGGAAACACAAGAUGCUUUUUGUUAAUGAAAGUGCUGUAGCUUCUGUGCACGGUUUGUAUUGAAGUGUACCCAGCAAGUACAAUCAACUUAUAAGCCCAGAGCUGAAGGGCAGGUGCUGCUGUGUCCCUCAAGGUAAUGAAACAGGAUUUCAUGUAAUAAAUAGAAUGGGGAUUCUCUGUGGGGGUGGUUGGAUACAACCAGAUCCUGUGGUUCUCUCUAGGCUCUAGAGCAGGGAACUAUCAGCAUUGCCGGGAGCCGGAUACCAUUUCCCAGCAGCCCCUGCCCACAUCCCUCCAGCCAGUUUCCAUGGAGACCUCAGCAGCGGCCAGGGUUUCCAUGGAGACCGACCCAAGCGGUGCUGGCAGGGCACGCAGGUGGGUGGGGAGCUGCCCAGUAGCUGGGGCUGGGAUUUUGUGGUGGUGACAACGUGGUCUGAAGCCAGUCCAGACCUGCAGUCGGCUGCUUGCAUGCCCCUGCCAAGGGCAUGCAGGCAGCGGAUCACAGCUCUGCCUCACACUGUCACUGCCACAAAAUCCUGGCCCUGGAACAGCUCCCCACCCACCCACGAGCCCUGCCAGCACUGCUUGGGUCAGUCUCUAUGGAAACCCUGGCUCCACGCUGUCAUGGCCCCACCAUUCCUGGAGUCUCCAUAGAAACUAGUUGCAGCAAUGCAGGCAGGGGCUGCUAGGAAAUGCAGCCCAUCAAGGGCCAGAUUCAGCCCAUGGACUGGACUUUGCCUGCCCGCCCCUGCUCUAGAGUGAUUAUCCCAGCUUUGUGUCACUGUACAAGGUCUCCCUAAUGUGUGUGGAUGGGACUGAGAGCUGUGCUAGGUAAGGGCCAGAGGGAUGCCCCAGUAGGAAAGUAACACCAAAAGGGAUGCUUUAACAGCACACUGCUAGCUGAAGCCUUAGAUAAAGGAGUGGUGUUCUCUCUCUCUACUUCCCUUUGCUGUGAGGUCAGCUGGAUUCUCCUUUCCCUCUAAUCCAAGGUUCCAGGUGAACCAGGCUGAGGGGAGGGACCCCUGUGACAUCCCACAAGGCCUGUCUGUCCAGGUCUCUGACCAUUAUGAUCAUCUUUCCUGAAACAUUUUCUUCCAACUGCUUUUUGUUAGAAUUGCCCCAGUUAUAAACAUGUUACUCUGUUGGCAACACCCUUGUGCUGGGUCCCACAGGGCCUUCUGUGUUCAAGGUACAUGCCCACACACCCCACUGCCAUGUACUCAUGUCCCUGAAGCACAUUCCAGAUGGUCACACACAGGCUGAGUCCAGAUGUCUUCUUGCAGCUUCACUUUCCACCACCCACCCUCCUUUUGCCUAAUGUCAGCAAUUGUCACCGCCUGUCUUGCAGUUCCUAGUGCUUAUUCAGGGAGUGCUUCCAGUGACAUCAGAAGUUUGUUCCGCUUGCAUAAAGGUCAGCAGGACUUCUGCCUCCAACUUCCCCAUUUUCAAAGGAGUUGGCUGACAGAGAAAAGGAAGAGGCAGUACCCAGUGAGCAGAGAGAAAAAAGGCAGUUUAUAACCAGUACAGUGAGCAACCAGCCCCUUUCAUAGUUGCCUUUGUCUUGCUAUCACCAUGUUCUCUGCAGCCUGUGGAUAUCAGAGCAUGGGCUCUGUUCUCAGUGAUGCCUGAGUAAAUCCAGAGACAAGGAUUUAGUGCAGAGUGGGAGAGGGCGAUCUGCCCCUCAGAACACACAGGCUUUACAGAAACAAAGCAAGGGGGUGAGCCUCCUUUCUUCCUUAGUAUAAAUCCAAAGUAAGAUGGGUGGAGUUACAUCCACGUACUGACAUGCAUGAGAGGAGAACCAGCCUCCAGAGCUUUGGGCAGUCUCCCAGAUCAAGAAAAGGGCAGUGCUGCUCCACAAGUUACGUUAUUUUGGUUUCCUCUUCACCUUUUGCAGGGCAAGAAACACUAGUAAAAUGGGAGCUGUUUUUCAAAAUCCUCUUCUUCCCAAGUCCCCCACAGAUGCGGGAACAAGCUUAUGCAUUGUGUUUGGAGUUGCCCGAGCACUGCUUUGGACUCUUUGCCUUAUUUGAUUAUAGUCUAAAACCAUGGAAGUCCCUCAUGGCUCCUGGCUUGUUCCUUCCAGCCUGUUAAAGUGCCUUAGAGAAAACACAAUGCCAUGCCUUAAAGCAGGAGUGUUCAUUGGUGGGAGGACACAGCAUAUUCCUGAGCCAGGAAGAUCUCAAAGUGGGAGGGGUCAACCAAAGAAGUAAUUCUGUGCGGUUAAGGAUGGCUAGACUGCAGCUGGAGGUGUUAUACAACCUGCAGAGUUAUGCAGCAUGGCCUGUGAUCAAUCCUCAACUUACUUUAGAUGUGCAAGCUGAAAAGGCUUCAGGUUCUAGCAUACAACGCAGCCAAACUACUCUGGUCACUUUGGAGCAGUGCAUGCUGGGAUAUGUAGUCUCAGCUGCCCUGAAUCUCCCACAAGAGGGCUACAAUCUGCUCCAGUUAAGGCAAAAUAUGUGGAGUUCCUGAUGAGCUAUGUGAUACUGCACCCCAAUGCAGCCAAGACCAGGACAGCUGGGGCUUGUUAAAUUGUCUUUAUAAUAACAGGUCUGCUACCUACAGAGUUUCCCCCUGCCCACCCCAGUAACCUAGUAAGAAAAAUACCCUUUAAAAUGUAACAUUUGUUGAAAACAGUGGUCAGCACCGAGGGCAAUGGUACGUUGGUACAUACAUGGUGCAUGAACAUCUCUUCUCUGUAAUCACAGGGGACAGUACUGCCCCAAUGUGGAAGGAACAGCUCCAAGCAGUGUUUGCUGGGAUAGUCACUGGAGAGUCUGCAAGGUGCAGGGAAGGCAAAUUUUUUUAAGCCACCAUUUAAGAAACAAACAAAAAAGCUCCCAUUCUCUCUAUAUUUCCCUUGUGUACGUGUGUGAAAUUUAUCAGUAUUCCAUAGGUCUCUUUAGCAAACUUAUUUUACUUGUUUUUGUAAUGUUUUUGAAGCAGGGAGGAGAGGUUUGGAUAUAACUGCCAAAUAAAUGAAACAAAAUGAAAAGG
Messenger RNA from Alligator sinensis (Chinese alligator), 4952 nucleotides. It is a transcript of the gene FSTL1, whose product is annotated as follistatin like 1. The transcript has 10 exons. Lineage: Eukaryota; Metazoa; Chordata; Crocodylia; Alligatoridae. Gene Ontology annotation, biological process: multicellular organism development; regulation of BMP signaling pathway; cell differentiation. Bases 1 to 891 code for a protein of 296 amino acids. Gene Ontology annotation, molecular function: protein binding; calcium ion binding. The record is from RefSeq and is a predicted model, not a curated record.